AUGGGGCCGUCUCGCGACUACAAUGUACCACAGCAGCAGGCGCCGGGCUAUUACGAGGAAGAUGCACCGCCACCGUACAGCAACAUGCAGCCGCGGCAGCCGCAGUGGUCUGCCGGCGUCACCAUGAUCCGCAGCCUCAUAUCCCAGCUUCUCAGUAGAGUUCCUGAUGGAAGCAUACCCAUGACAAGUCUGACACUCGAGGACAUCCGCUCAGGCAGCAUUCAUGUCUUAUGCAACCUGUUCUCCCGUCUCUUGCAGCUUCUUCCUGAUAACGCUAUCGUCUGGUGCUUGGUGGAUGGCGUUGAUAACUAUGAGCAAGCCGGACUUUGGAACGGCGCGGGUCAGGUCUUGGAGCGGCUUGCGCGGCUUUCGGGCCCUUUCAACCACAGCCCCCGGCCGGGAGCCUCUGUCCGUUUGCUACUUACGACUUCGACGCUCACGUCAUACACAUCGACAUGGCUUCAGCGACAGGAGAUGGUUUGGCUGGAGGAGACGGGUUGGGAGCACAGGGAAGCCGAUAUGAUAUCACUUGGCCGCGGUCUAGCAAACCAAAUUAAUCAGGCGCAUGGAUCCAAAUACAAUUUGGCUCAUGCCAUGCUGCCUCGGUCCCUCGGGCAAGUUGCAAGGUGGACUGUUUCACUCGCAGCCACUUGUCACUUAUUAUUCAUACUCUCAGUGGAUGCUCCAACACCACUGUUACUGAUUCAACCUCGACGUAGCUACUAUAAAACCCAGCAUCUGUUAGGUAUUACGUUCGUGAAAGCGAGUUUUACAAAGACAAAAAAAACUGUCUGCAAAUCUCUUGUUAUCUCCUUGCAUCACCUUACUUACGGUCACAGUACAGGAAUCGUAGCCAUCGACGACCAAGACCCAUCAACCGUCUUGCCCAGGACCAGCCAGCAUUCUUGUCAUUCCUCAAACUGCGGCCAACCUUUUCUUUGGCCCAAGUUUCCUACGAAGAAAUCGAGCGUCCCAUCGUUAGUUUACAUCCUGUCGCCACAGCCUCAGGAUCGCACUUACCUACGCCUUCGAGGUCGUGUCGUCGCGCCCAAAAUGCGACCUCCACAGGGGCCCCGGGGCCAAGAUGGCCCCGUAAUUUACUCCAUCCCACACAUCGCCAGCUGCAUCGGCGGGCCCGACAUCCUCCCCGACGUGCAACGUCUCACAGAGAGCCGCGAGACUGCCAUGACGGGCCCUGAGCGGGCACAUGCCGAACAGCUGGUGAGAAAAUACCAAUUCCGGCAGUGGCUCGAAAGCCCGACAUCAUCCCAGCUCGUUGUCCACGGCAACUACAGGCCAGGGGGCUCCGCGUCGGGGCUAUCCUUCGUCUGCCUGUCCCUCGCCAACAAGCUCUCGGAAUACGGCAACCAUUUCAUCCCGCUGAUGUUCUUCUGCGGCAUGAACAAGGACGACGACGGUGGUGUCCGCACCGGGGGCCGCGCGCUGAUCAGGAGCUUCAUCUACCAGCUCUUGGGGCACGCGUGCUUCCGUGGUAGCCCGGGUGUCGCCCUGAGCCCUCAGACGCUAGACCGCGUCCGAAACGGCGACAUUGAGGCCCUCACCGGGCUGUUCUCACAUCUGGUGUCCCUUACACCCCCUCAGACCACGGUCUGUUGCCUGGUGGAUGGUGCGCUCUACUAUGAGCGCGAUGAGUUUUGGGACGGGUUCGUUCGGGCAUUGAGGCCGCUUCUGCAGCUGUCGGGACAGACACGAGCAACGCAUACCCCCCUCAAGCUGCUUAUCACGAGCCCGACGCCCACCUCAUAUGUCCGGGAUUUCUUCCCAGGUGACGUGGUCUUGUCCAUGGCGGGGAUCGGUAGGGCGGGCGUGGUGCCUAGUACCCAGAGACUUGAGAGGGAACUGGCUCUUGCGAUUCAAUAUGCGCUGGAAGUUCGACUUGAACAGGAGCAAGGGCUAAUUGCGGCGGCGUCUGGUUCGGGGAGUGCGCGAUCGGCUCGACUUGAAGGUUGA
Diaporthe batatas is the source of this 1971-nucleotide messenger RNA. RefSeq lists its product as uncharacterized. The transcript has 2 exons. The record is from RefSeq and is a predicted model, not a curated record. Bases 1 to 1971 code for a protein of 656 amino acids. NCBI's taxonomy places the organism in Eukaryota, Fungi, Ascomycota, Sordariomycetes, Diaporthales, Diaporthaceae.